AUGCUUAAAUUAAGUGAACGUCUACAAUCACGUUUGUAUAACACGUGGCCACGUUACAAGAAUAUUGGUUUCAUCACGUUAUACAUUGCUACACUUUUGGGCAGUAUCAAAUAUUACAAAUCCAGAAGGACUGGAGCGAAACCGAUUAGCGAAUAA
This is a messenger RNA of Brugia malayi, 156 nucleotides long. RefSeq lists its product as uncharacterized. NCBI's taxonomy places the organism in Eukaryota, Metazoa, Nematoda, Chromadorea, Rhabditida, Onchocercidae. The transcript is spliced from 2 exons. The record is from RefSeq and is a predicted model, not a curated record. Bases 1 to 156 code for a protein of 51 amino acids.